Messenger RNA from Meleagris gallopavo (turkey), 4394 nucleotides. NCBI's taxonomy places the organism in Eukaryota, Metazoa, Chordata, Aves, Galliformes, Phasianidae. The record is from RefSeq and is a predicted model, not a curated record.
CCCCGACUAGAGCCGGCCCGGCCCGCCGAGCGCGGCCCCCGGCCUGCCCUGGCCUCUCCUCCCCCAGGUGAAAGAGGAGGGAUGUCCGCUGCCGCCUCCGCUGAAAUGAUUGAAACCCCCCCUGUCCUCAACUUCGAAGAAAUCGACUACAAAGAGAUCGAAGUGGAAGAGGUUGUUGGAAGAGGAGCCUUUGGUGUGGUCUGCAAGGCAAAAUGGCGAGCUAAGGAUGUAGCCAUUAAACAAAUAGAAAGUGAAUCUGAAAGAAAAGCCUUCAUUGUAGAGCUUCGUCAACUGUCACGAGUAAACCAUCCCAAUAUUGUCAAGUUAUAUGGAGCCUGUCUAAACCCAGUGUGUCUUGUUAUGGAGUAUGCUGAAGGAGGUUCUCUAUACAAUGUGCUGCAUGGUGCUGAACCUCUGCCUCAUUAUACUGCUGCACACGCGAUGAGUUGGUGUUUACAGUGUUCCCAAGGAGUGGCAUAUCUUCACAGUAUGAAACCAAAGGCCCUAAUUCACAGAGACCUGAAACCACCAAAUUUGCUGUUGGUAGCUGGGGGGACAGUUCUAAAAAUCUGUGAUUUUGGUACAGCCUGUGAUAUUCAAACACACAUGACCAACAAUAAGGGAAGUGCUGCUUGGAUGGCACCUGAAGUUUUUGAAGGUAGCAAUUACAGUGAAAAAUGUGAUGUUUUCAGUUGGGGUAUUAUUCUCUGGGAGGUAAUCACCCGUAGGAAACCUUUUGAUGAGAUUGGUGGUCCAGCUUUCCGCAUAAUGUGGGCAGUUCACAAUGGUACUCGACCACCACUGAUCAAAAACUUACCUAAACCAAUUGAGAGUUUAAUGACCCGUUGUUGGUCCAAGGAUCCCUCACAACGACCUUCCAUGGAAGAAAUUGUUAAGAUAAUGACACACUUGAUGCGGUACUUUCCAGGAGCUGAUGAACCUCUGCAGUAUCCUUGCCAGUAUUCAGAUGAAGGGCAAAGCAACUCUGCCACUAGUACAGGUUCAUUUAUGGACAUCACUUCUACAAAUACAAGUAACAAAAGCGAUGCAAACAUGGAACCGAAUGACUUCCAAGGAGCUUCUACCAAUGACACUAUUAAACGUUUAGAAUCAAAAUUGGCACAGCAAAUGAAAAAUACAGCCAAGCAGCCGGGUGAUCCUGGCCGUUUGAGUUUACCACCAUCUCGUGGGAGCAGUGUGGAGAGCUUGUCAGAUGUUCGUGGGCGACCUCAGUCAGCCCUUGUUUCAGGAGAAGCCAAAAGGAUGAGUGCUGACAUGUCCGAAAUGGAAGCAAGAAUACCUUCUACAACAGCCUAUUCCAAGCCUAAACGAGGCCAUCGUAAAACUGCUUCAUUUGGCAACAUUCUGGAUGUCCCUGAGAUCAUCAUACCAGCAGGAAACGGACAGCAGAGGCGCAGAUCCAUUCAAGAUCUUACUGUUGCUGGAACAGAGUCCAGUCAGGAGAGUAGAAACAGCAGUAGAUCAUCUAGUCCUAGUGUGAGAAUGAUCACUACCUCGGGACCAACCUCUGAAAAGCCAACUCGUAAUCCAUGGACACCUGAUGAUGCAGCUGCUCUUGGAGAUAGCGUAGUCUUUGAGGGCAACACCUUAGUUUCUCUACCACGACUACUCUGUGGCAGGUGCUUUUGGGGUAUGGAGACCAAUGGGUCAGAUAACUCCAUCCCAAUGGCGUAUCUUACAUUAGAUCAUCAGUUACAGCCUCUAGCACCAUGCCCGAACUCCAAAGAAUCUAUGGCUGUGUUUGAACAGCACUGCAAAAUGGCACAAGAAUAUAUGAAAGUUCAGACAGAAAUUGCAUUGCUGUUGCAGAGGAAGCAAGAAUUAAUAGCAGAACUGGACCAGGAUGAAAAAGACCAGCAAAAUACAUCCCGUCUGGUACAAGAACAUAAAAAGCUGUUAGAUGAAAAUAAAAGUCUCUCAACUUAUUAUCAGCAAUGCAAAAAACAAUUAGAGGUCAUCAGAAAUCAGCAACAGAAACGGCCAGGCACGUCAUGAUUUCCUGGGACCUUUUGAAUGAAAAAAAAAUAUGCACAGAAAAGACUGAUUUUUUUUUUUAAUUGUUAUUAUUAUCCCUUAUUAUGACAACUCAUGAGUGUUAGCUUCUCGGUGUGAUCUGUAUUUGUCUGCUACACUUAACAUCAUUUAAUUUUUCCUUUUCCUACGGUGGACAUCUGAUUCAACAGGUUAAUGAGAUAAGGUGAGAAAACAGUGACUUGAAUUAACCAACAGCCCUCAAUAUAAAGCAAGAACAGUGGCUGUAUGCAUGCUCCUUGUGUGAAGGCUAGCCUAACAAGUGUUAAAGUGGCUGCUAAAUUGUAAGAUCUUGGUUUUAGUUUUUGGUGUUACCUCGAUAAGAGCAAAACAAAACUUUCCUGUUUAAGAAUGGCUUUGUUCCAGUGUCUCAUCUCAAACAAAUUAAUCAUUAUUAUUUUCAGGACGUAAACAUGCACCAAGCUGCAGAGGUGAUGUUGGCUGACCAGAGUAAUUCAUGAUGCAUUAGUGAUGCCUUUUAUCUGUAGUUGUAGUAUAUUUUUUCCACCUGCAAAAUGGUAGUCAAACUGAUGCCAGCAUCCUUGGUUCAGUGCUUGAUAGCCCUGCAUUUUGACUAAUAUAUUUGUUGUAACCUUGCAUUCAUAAAGUAUUUGAAGUAAAACACUGUAUAUUUUCUUUACUUUCUUGGGGGGAAUGACAUGCAAUUUCAUGUAGUUACUGGGCAGCAGUUAUGAAAGUGGGUAAAAUUGAAUCUUUGUUUAGAAGAAACAAAAAUGUACAAAAAUGUGUUUUAAGCCUUUAAAGUUUUUUUUCUCUGAAGCAUUUUGAAAAUGAAAUUCAGAAAGCAAAUUAACACAAUUUUAAAUACUCCAUACCACUUCACAUGAAUUUCUUUUUCUUUACAACUUAUUUGCUGAACAGCACUUGUCAUAAAUGCAAAUAAGUUUGUUCUGGAUAGGAAGAAAAAGGCUUGGAGAAAUGAAUUUAUUUUAAAUGGCAAAUUAUGAAAUGCAAUUGAGUAUGAAAACUACAGAAACUGUUAAGAAAAUGAGGGAAAAGGCUUAGAUCUCCGUCAGGAGUCUCAGUUAUUCCACUCAUUUGAGUAUAGCUCAAAGGAAGUCCAUCUCAGAAUGCCUGCUGCUGCCUUUGUGAGUGAAGAAUUGCAUUUAAUGAACACAAGCAGGAUAGAUAAUGAUCAGUGUCAUUAUUUAUCAUUAUUACAUGGGAGAAAACAACUACAACUACUUGUUUACAUUGCACAUUUAUUAUUUGGUCUAUGAGUUAAUUUUUAACUGGUACAGAAAUUAGGGAUUUCUAAAGAGAAUAGAAAAUUAGUCCUUACAUGAGCUCUUGGCACACUCAGGUGUCGGCAGGGCUUUAAUAGCAUUAUUUUGCAGUGGGAAAAUAAAAAUUUGAAAUUUAGCUGCUGAGCCCUCGAAAUAUGAGAGGUAAUAUGAACUUCGGUUUAUGUUAAUUUCAGAUUAAUAAUUACUUAUGGGAACCACGAGCAGAACUUAGAAAAAUAUUAAUGGUAGAAAUAUCGCAGUAUUUUCUAUUCCUCUUCCUGCAUACCUGAUAAUAAACAUCAAUACUCUUCUGCUUAUUUGUGAAUAACAAAAAUGACCAACAGUUUACUGAACAGUGUCACUCUGUCUUGAAAAUAAAUCUGCUGUUGGCAAAUUUUUAGGAAUAAGAAACAUGUCCCACUUUUACUUAAAUAAGGGAAGGGCUAUCAUUCCCAAAACCUUAGCAGAUAAUUUGAUUAGUUAGAUGAAACUGAUAUUGGGAUCAACUUAAGGGCACACAUAUUUAUAGUAAAAUGUAAUUGGUGGAGAAAAUAACUGAAGUAUUAGGAAUAGCACAAGUUAUCCAAAGCAUUGCUGUUCACAUACAUCUGUCCAUCUACCAAAAUGGACUCACUCCGUGCUCAACAGCUUGCUUAAUAUGUGCUUAAGCAUCAAGUAGAGCACAUAAAUACUAAUGCUUGACUUGAGAUGCAUGGUAGAUAAUUACACAUACAAAAUCAUUUCCCUGAACAGUUUUUACCUGGUUGCCUCAUCAUAAAAUGAUUUGCUUCAAAUAAAUUGAUACGUUAUACAAAAAGUCGAUUCAUGGCAAAAUUUGAAUAAUGAAAGUGAAAACAGUGCUUCAUGGUACGUAAUACAAAAAUCAGUUCUAAAAGUAGCUUUUGACUUUUUGGAGUUUACAUUAAAAAGAAUCUCAGAUCGUAAAACAAGAGCUGUGCUACCGGCGCACUGUUGAUCUCAGUUCCAUUCAACAGCUGGGUUAUAGCGCUGUUCUUGUAACGUACAAGGGAAACUUGGAGUUUGGCCUUUGGCUUUCAAACUGUCUCUUUCUUAAAUGCACCUUUUUUUCUUUUU